Cotesia congregata is the source of this 1800-nucleotide messenger RNA. The record is from the annotation of a GenBank genome assembly. NCBI's taxonomy places the organism in Eukaryota, Metazoa, Arthropoda, Insecta, Hymenoptera, Braconidae.
AUGGGCUCGUUGCCGAAUUUACACGAACUUUCACGUGACAAAGAGAACCCCCCGAUAGUUCACAGGCCCUCGCCGAUCGGUGGAUUUGGCCCGAUUAAAUUACCUCCGCAACCCCCUCCACUUGCCCAGACAAACAGGAGGGUUAAGAGUAGCAGCGGGCAUCAUCAUACUUUGUGGGAUAAUGACGUAAUGUUAGAGCACAUGACAACAUACUCACCAAUAUCAUGCCGUUCAGCGCGCGCAUCAGCCCUCUCGUGUCGUCGUCGAGAAUCAAUGACCUCCUCAGCUACUGGUACUUCAUCAGUUCGCCGGCUUAUAGCCGCAGUAAGAGCCAGUACACCCUCGGCGGCGUCAGGAAAUAAUAUUUACAGUACCGGUUAUUUAGGAUGUAAUAUUCAGCCACGUCCAUCUAGGAAACUAGUAAUUCGACACUGUGCUGCCCUAUUUUUGGGACAUAUGACAAUAUCUGCGGCGACACUUCCGCUUUUACCACUUCAAGCUGGUCUGGGGGCAUUCAAUUCUCACCUGGGGCCAAUUCUUCUUGCGGUUUUGUACGGAAUAGCGACAAUUACUUCAAUGUUAUCGACAGUAGUUAUUCAAAAACUCGGGACUAACAUUGUCAUCUGUUUAAGUCAUUUUGUAACGAUACUAUUUUUAGUGACCCAUCUAUAUCCAAAGUGGUAUGUUUUAUUGGCCAGUUAUGCCCUCUAUGGAAUGACAUUGAGUCCGUGGUUGUUAUCACGGACCUCACACGUCAACAUCUGUGCGAGUAAUUUAAGUGUUAUCUACGCAACAGAUCCUGAUGAUCCUGAUGAUCCUGAUGAUACCAAACGAGAAUGCAUUUUACGAAGGCUUAAUCGGAUUCUAAAACUUGCUGAAGAUUUGGGACUGGCUGUCGGCUGCCUGAUUGCUGGACUAAUUAUCAAAGUUAUAAAUCCACUGACUAAAGCUCUGGAUUCAAGUGAUCUUGAAGACGUUGGAAGCACGUGUGGAGCGGAAUACUGCCCCCAAGAAACCUAUUUUUACAAUCAGACUCUCCUUUUACCAACAAUGGCAGUCGAUACAGCAAAAGUAAUCCUUAGUGUAUACUUGGGGCUGGGAGCUCUCGCAUUUGGAAUAUCCUGUGGAUUUUUAGACUCCCGAUUACGUGAACCACAAAGUUCACUAGACCACCAGUCGGUACGUCAGCAUUUAAAGUCAUUAAAACAGAGCUUUCAGGAUCCAAAGCUUCAGCUGGCUGCACCACUUACACUUUUUAUUGGAUUGGAACAAGGUUUUAUCUACAGUGAUUUCACCGAAGCUUUUGUCGUUUGCGCGCUAGAUGGGGCUGGACCUGUUAUUAUAAGUUUUCUUACCUUUGCCCUUCUUCAGGCUCUUGCUGGAGUUACUCUGUCAAUGCUGAUGCGUCAUAUUCGUCGACAUUUUGUUGUGGCAGUAGGAUUUGCCUUUCACGCGUGUUUAUUACUCGCUUUAGUAACCUGGCGCCCAGCGGGUGACGACCCAGCAUUAUUCAAUGUAAUAUCAGCUGCUUGGGGAGUCUGCAACGCCAUCUGGGAGACACUAAUCCUAACCCUUUUACUAGGAUUGUACCCAUCAAGCUGGCAAGCUCCCUUAUCAACCUCGAUAUUCUGGAAGUACCUGGGGCUGUUCCUGGCACUGGGCCUCCACGGAGUGGUUUGCACCCGAUUGAGGGUUCUCGGGCUCGGAACGUCAUUGAUCCUCGCAGUGGUGCCUUACAUUUGGCUGGAACUUCGUCUGGCCAGAAGAGGAAAAUGCCUGGUAACGACAUCCUCCUCCUGA